AUGGGAGAGUUUGUCCCCAGGGAGGUCGAGAGGCAGGUGGGCGCCUGGCAGGACGAGGCCCGGGAGCAGCUUCGUCGCAUCCUCGAGCGACUUGACCGUUUGGAGGGGCGGCGCUCAGGGCAGACCGCAGAGGCGGUAGAGGUAGGACGUUGGGACCGGGGAGGUCGUUGGGGGAGGGGUGGACUGGACGGCGGGUGGCAGGACCGUGACAGUUGGUCACUAGCAGCCGUUCCAGUCUACCUACCAGGGCCUAGCACAGCAGAGCAGCAGCCGUUUAGCUCUUACGGCCUGCCAGCAGCAGCAGCAGCCGUUCGGAUCCCUUACGGCCUGCAGCAGCAGCCUUCUUGGCAGUACGGACAGGGGGGGUCCUCUUUCGGCCCCUACCAGGGCUCCUUCUUCCAGGGUCCCUCGUACUUUCCCCUUUUCUGGCGCACCUGCGCUAGCAAGCAGUUCUACCAGCAGCCUUUUUUGGGCCUUCUUUCCAGCAGCAGCAGUUUGGAGCACCCCUCCGGCAGCAGCAGUUUGGAGCACCUCCUCCGACCCCCCCACAGCCCCCCCUGCCACAGCAGCCUCCACAGGCGCUCUGUGCAGGAGGUGGCGGACAAGCUAACUAACGUGGCUGUCCACAACCUUUCGCGCAGGCAGUUGUCAGAGGAUGAGCUUGCAGGCCUCGCCCUUGGCCUCAAGUUCAUCCCGACACCACCCUCCUUAGACCAUGAGCAGCUGAGACAGGCGGUGGAGCAGUUUCAGAGGAGGGUCAGGCUGGCUUGGCAGUUCCGGGACAGUCGCAGACCAGUACCCAGGUUCAGAGUCCCACGUCCCAGCUGGCAGCCGAGUUCGGGACCAGAGGAGGUUGAGGAGUACCUGGCCGGGGUAGCUGACAGGGUAGAGGGUUUGUCGGAGCUGAUAGGGGGGCCAGCGCGGCCCAACGUGAGCAGGAGGGUGUUGGGCGCGCUGCAGAGGUUCAUAGACGACGGGGUGGUGGUUUGGACGGGGACACGGGAGCGGCUGCUGGAGUGGGUGGGGGCGUUUGGUGGGUUGGAGCAGACUAUUCGACUGACCCACGAGAUCUCCACCUCACAGUUCACCUUGCUGGAUAUCACGUUCAGCAAGGGAGAAGCUCUGGCAGAGCGACGGCUAUCUUGGACACCACGACCUUCCAGAAGCCGCUCACGUGUACCAGUACUUUCCUUUCUCCUCCGCGCACCCCUCUCACUGCAAGAGGGCUUCAUCUUGGGUGAGCUGCAGCGGUACAUUCUGAGGGAGUCCAGUUCUCGAGGGUUUAGGAGUAUCAGGUCGCCUUCUACGCUCGGCUGCGGGCGCGGGGGUACCAGACACUUUCUUGCAGCCGAUCUUCAGCAGCAGCUCCUACGCACGACGCCCGGAGCUUCUUGCCAGGUCACGGGCUCGGGGGGAGGGGGGGAGCAGGAGGCGCAGCAGCGGGUUCUCCCUCUUGUUCUCGACUUCCACCCGAGUGUGCAGCAGGUCCCGCUGGGGUAG
Messenger RNA from Closterium sp. NIES-65, 1500 nucleotides. NCBI's taxonomy places the organism in Eukaryota, Viridiplantae, Streptophyta, Zygnematophyceae, Desmidiales, Closteriaceae. The record is from the annotation of a GenBank genome assembly.